UAUUUUCUUAACUCAACUUGAAAGGAAAAGAGCAAAAUUCUCGUGAAGAUGAUUUUGUGAAAAAAAAAGAUCGAACACAUUUUUUUUAUAUCACAUCCCCGCAAAGUAAAUUCUUCUUAUUUCUACCACAAGUUUAAAAUAUCAUAGAAAUAGUGUAACGCUUAGGCUCAGAGUUUUCUACUUAGUGAUAUGCGUAAUUCAAUGGAUUCAGGGUUCAACGAAAUGAAAGAUGUGAAAGGACGUCGCGGCAUCAGGGACGGAAGUGAGGAAGUUGGCUUAAUUGAAGGUCCUAAUCGUUUAAAAUUAAAUAAAGCUGAGGAUCGGUCGAAUUCUGAGCCACCUAGAAGUUUCAGUUCAUAUCUUCCGGUAGCUGCCUCAUCAAAUCGACUAAAAACAAUCCGCGAAAGAAACACUGAAGAUGCUCAAGGAUCCAGUGAUGAGGACGGCGAGCUGUCUAAAUCUAAUAGCCAAUUAAAUGAAAGUGAUUUGGAUAUAGAGAUUCCAGACAGUGCAUCAGUGUCAGUUUCACAAACUCCAACACCAACACCGCUUCCACUUUCAUCCAGUCAUGCUCGUAGAAUAAACAGUGAAACAAAUUUAAAUGAUUCAAAGCGAAGACUCUCUGGCUUUAUGGGCAAUAAUAGCAAGCGGUUUUGUGCAUCAACAAGCGAACUUAGUUUCGCUACACAUCUCGACACACGUAAGUCGUUGUUUUCUCCGAAAAAUAACGCUUUGAGUCGUCAGUCGUUCAACUCAUCACUCUAUGGAAGUAACAUGUCACUUAAUAGUACCAACAGUCGUCUAUUUCUCGUAAAUUCGCCUUUUUAUAAUGGCAAGACGACGUUUGGCGGUGCCUCAGCAUAUCCCAAGCGCGAUAUCAAUCAACAUAAAAUCCUCAGAAAUCCUGUACAGAUGCGUCCAUCAUCAAGCUUAUCAAACUCGUCAAAUACAUCAGCAAAAUCCGAUAGCGUUUUGCCGGAAUCAAAUGCCGCCAAAAGAAUAUUGGAAAUCAUGAAUCAAUUCAGUGGACCAUUAAAAGAAGCUCGCAACAUGGGCAAUAGCAUCAACUCGAUAAUAAAAAUUCCAUCACUUAUACAAAAUCGAAAGCGAUUUUGCGAUGAUGAACUUAACUUAAAUCGUAGUAUAUCAUUAUCGAGUCCAGCGAAUCCUUACGGACGUCCAAUGAAAGACUCAAGUCGAAUGGAACAGCAAUCAUCACUUACGAUUAAUUCAUCGUCCAUUAAACCGCUCCAAAUACCGACAAUGUCGCAACUUUUACAAAUGAAAAGACUUCAAAAUAACACUGAACGAGUUCGUGAGAUUGCAAAUCGUUCUGAUAGUUUUCUUAAUCAAAAUCAUGAAUACAAGUUGCCAUCAACCGGCAAUGAGCCAAGAAAUGAAUUAAAAACUUCAAAGCCAACAUCAGCGUCGUCAUCUUCAUCGUCUCUUAAGAUGAAAAAUAACAUCACGAAAGGUCUUCUUAGACAUGACAAGAAUGCUAUCAAUGAUCAACUUCCAGCACUGCCUGUUAAUUUACCCAACGUUCAAUUGCCCGAAUUAAAGUCAAUUCCAAAGUUCAACAUUCAAAUGUCAUCAGCAGCCACAAAAACUUUAUGCAGUAGCAGUGAAACGAUAACAACAUCAAAGUUGACAACAAUCAACUCACCUAAGCCAGCAAUUCAAUUCAAUUACACCGCAAAAUCAUCACCAAUAGAAAAUUCGUCAAGAUUUGUAGCCAAGAAAAGUGAUUUUAUUUUAUCGAAACCAUUGUCUGCAAUUGAAGAUGAUGAAGCAAUCGAUGUUAGGAAUUUACAUCAUGUUGCUGAUAAAUUUGUUUUCAGCAAACCAACUCUCAUCGAUGUUUCAGAUAAAAUUGUUGCUCCAUCAUCAUCAUCGUUUUUCUCCACACCUGCCACUGAUAAUUUGUUUAAAAAUCUUGUUGCAGCUCAAAAAUCAUCAACAUGGGAAUGCGAUUCAUGUCUGACAAGAAAUGAUUCAGAAAAGACAAAAUGUUUAUGUUGUGACACAGCAAAGCCAGGAGAUAGCAAGACGAAAACAAUUCCGGCAUCACCACCACCAAAAGCUGACGAUUUAUUCAAAAAUCUUGCUGCACAACAAAAGAAAUCUCAAUGGGAAUGCGAUGCUUGUAUGACAAAGAACGAUGUUGGUAAAGACAAAUGUUUAUGUUGUGAAACGCCUAAAGCUGGAAGCAAUAAGAAAUCAACAACUGCAGCGACAACUUCUUCAAUUAAUUCAUCAUUUAAAUUUGGAAUGCCUUCAACAACAUCAACAACAGCUGAUGAUCUUUUUAAGAGUCUCGCAGCCAAACAAAAACAAUCACAGUGGGAAUGUGAUGCUUGCAUGACAAGAAAUGCUGCAGACAAAACUGAAUGUGCUUGUUGUUCAACUCCUAAAUCAGGAAGCAAACCAGCACCACCACCUUCAUCAACAAUUGAUUCAACAUCAAAGUUCACUUUCGGCAUAAAACCAUCAAAUGAUUCUGAAUUUAAGAAGAUUGUUGCAAAGCAGAGUUCAACAUGGGAAUGUUCAGCUUGCAUGACACGAAAUCAACCAUCAGAGAAGAAAUGCGUUUCUUGUGAACAAGAAAGAAUGGAAAAAAAUGUUUCAUCGUCAUCAUUUUGUUUUGGAAGUAAAAUGUCUUCAUCAGUAUCACUUCCAGCACCAUCUGAAGUGAAGUUUUCAUUUGGAAUGCCAGCAACUGUUCCACAAUCAGUUCCUGAAACGAAGAAAGAUGAAAUUAUUGUUGUGUCAACGAAAUCAGAUGAAGUUGAUAAGCCAAACCCAACACCGCCGAUGUUUUCAUUUGGAAAAAUUUCAGAACCGAUAAAGGAAACGUCAGUGCCUACUUUAAGUUUCACCGCGACACCGACAGCUGUUAGUAUUGUUCCUCAAACUCCCGUGUCUUCAGCUAAACAACAAGAGCAACCGGAAAAAGCAGAAGAAAAGAAAAAAGAAGAACCAGCGCCGGUCAAAACAACGCCGGUUGUUACAUUUGGUCAAAACGAAGACAAAACGACGACGGCAACGAAAACCACAGAAGCAAAUAAAGUCGAACUUGGUGGUUUUAAAUUCUCAACUGUGUCAACAUUACCAAAAUCCGAUCCACCACCGACAUUUGGAAGUUCAUUGAAUAAAAACGGUGGCUUUAGUUUUGGUGGAUUUUCAUCAUCGCCAAAGCCAACAAUUGCCACGACAACGGCAGUGUUUGGAUCGAGUACAGCACAAACGACACCGGCGUUUGGUGGGCAAGUGAACACUUCGGCAUCAGGUGGAUUCAGUUUCUCAGGAAUUAAGAAAGAUGAGACGACAUCUUCUUCAAAUCAACUUCAACAGCAGCCACAGCCUUCAUCGAUAUUCGCUUUUGGAUCAAAUCCAACAAUGCCGAAUAGUGCGCCGAUGCUUUUCGGUGCAAAUCAGGCGAUUGGGAAUGCAACGCCUGUGUUUGGUGCAAGUUCAACGCAAUCAUUUAGUGCAUCAUCGAAUAACAUCAAUAACAAUAAUGAAAGUGGAUUUGGGAGUAAAAUGCCUGCAUUUGGCAGUUCACCGAAUCAACCACAAAAGAGAACAUUUGAGAGUGCAAGUUCUGUGAACUCUACUCCCGCUGCUAAUGCUAUGUCGGAAGUUCCACAAGGGAAGAAAUUUAAUUUCGGUGCUCAUACUACUACGAACUCGAGUUCACCUUUUCAAUUCAAUGCUCAACAACAGACAAAUGACAACAAGCCAGCUUUCAACUUUUCUGCAAACUCAGCUCCAAGCUUCAAUUUUAGUAACUCAACUCUAAAUAACAACAAUAAUCCUCAAGAACAGCAAAGUCUUUUCCAAUUCGGUGCCAACAACAGUAAUUCUACUGCGAACAUUUUUGCGUUUACCCCAGCUUCAGCUCCAGUUAUGCAGUUUGGAACGGGAAUAACUCAACAAAUGCCCAUUCCAUUUUCAGCUCAAGGAACUGGCUCAGCUGCCGCUGCUAAUCAAAGGAAAAUCCUAAGAGCAUCAAGACGAACUACCACAAGGCGCUGAUCACCAUCAACUCGUGAUAUGCUCUAAAAAAGUUAUCAAAAAUGAGUCAUGAAUUAUAGAAGAAAAAAUUAAAAUUAUCGAGGAAUUCCUAACAAUUAAACGAAUGAAAAUCGUUGAUUGGUUGAAUAAGAAACAUAAAAAGAACGAAAAAAAAUUGUUAAAUUAAGAAAAAUUAUGGAAAAAGAAGAGAAAACGAUUCGAUCGAACGCGCGCGAAAACAAAAUUGGAAAAAUGUUGAAUAAUUUAUAUUUUAUAGUCGAAGUUGUUAGUGAUAACAAAAUAUCAAACCAUCGAUCGUCAGUGAUUUUUUGUCUUCUUUUUCCAAAGUUAUUUCGCUUUAAUUAUUGCAAUCUUAUGGAGAUAAAAAAUAACAAAGCGAAAAAAUACAUUUGAGGUUUUUCUUUUUUAAAAUUUAAAUCUAAAACAGAUAAAAAAGAAUUAACUUGUAAGAAAACAAAAAGUGCGACAUGAUAAAGAGUUCCAUCCGGGAGUGUUGCGUAAGCAGUUAACAGAAAGUGAUAAAACGUGUUGGACAAUCCUGGAUGAGAUUCUCGUGAGCCAAAAUAGAAUUUUCUUUUUUCUGUGUUUAAGGCAUUUUUUUAAAUAUUAAAACUGAAACAAUUUGUUGAUUAAAAUGUUUUUUCUUUCCUUUUUUUUUGUUAACAUGGAUGAAAAAUAAUUAAUUUAAUAUGAAAUUGGAAUGAAAAAGUGUUAAAGUGAAAAUUAAAAUGUUUCUAAGCUUAUUUUAUGGAUUGCAUUGCGA
This is a messenger RNA of Clunio marinus, 4801 nucleotides long. The record is from the annotation of a GenBank genome assembly. Lineage: Eukaryota; Metazoa; Arthropoda; Insecta; Diptera; Chironomidae.